This is a messenger RNA of Rhincodon typus (whale shark), 1239 nucleotides long. RefSeq lists its product as uncharacterized. The transcript is spliced from 4 exons. Lineage: Eukaryota; Metazoa; Chordata; Chondrichthyes; Orectolobiformes; Rhincodontidae. The record is from RefSeq and is a predicted model, not a curated record. Bases 5 to 1024 code for a protein of 339 amino acids.
CAAAAUGGAUUUGCUGCAACAACAAAUCAUUGGGCUAUGCUGUGCUCACCCUGAAGGCUUCCCUUUAUCUCAGUUAUCCAGCCUCUACCUGCAGAUGUACAAAACACCACUGGAGUUGUCAAAUUAUGGGUUUCACUCCAUAUCAAGUCUUCUGGAGCACAUGAAGGAUGUAGUUAAAUUGGAUUGUGAUGGACAAAGGGUCAUUGUUAAUCCAGCAAGUGGGAAAGGAACAGCUGAGUGCAGCUGUCUGUCUAGCAGCAUGUUAGAAAAGUUGCCCCUGGUUAAUCUAUCUUGUAACCAAAUGCGGAUUCCAAAUCAGCAUCAGGUGAAUAUGGAAGCCAUAUUGAAGGAUGAAUUGGUGUGUCUGUUCUGUCAUUACCAUGAAGGCAUUGCUCUACACAAGUUAGAGAAACUUUAUAAAAAGCAAUUCAAGAAGGAUUUAAAUGCUGAAGACUACAAAUUUCCAACAGUACAAGCCAUGGUGGAGUCAAUGGAUGACUUUCUGUGUCUAAUACCCACGAAGAAAGGGUUUACCAUCAAAGCCAAAUCUCAACGUAACUUGAGAAAAAUGCAAGCGAGAAGUCUUCAGAUUCCUGAUACAUCUUUUGGUUCUUCUGAAACUCAGACUUUUCUUCAGGGAAAAACUGCCAGUGAUUGCAACCCAGAGGCACAGCCACCACUGCAAAAAGAAAUCCCAAAAGGUAAUGAUUUAUUGGUGAUUCAGGAAGAAAUUUUACAUCUGCUUAAGGAUAAACCCGAAGGCAUCCCAGUGCGACGGAUAAGGAAGGCGUACAAGACGGCUUAUGGUCGACCCCUGAAUCUGUAUUCUGGAUCUCUCCAAUGUGUGCUUAAACUGAUGAAGAAUAAGUUGUUUAUUCAACAUUCAGGAACAUAUGCUCUUGUAUUUGAAAAUGAGUUUGCAGCAGGUUUUUUCUCAAGUUGUUUCCUAUUUCUGAUGUCUGUCAGUUUCAGUUUCAUUUCAUCAUCACACUGUAAUGUUUUCCAUUGGGUAAGAGGUUUGUAGUAUUACGACAUAAGGGAAGAGAAGACUGUAUUUUUAAAGGGAGGAAACAUUGUGAGCAAGUUCCUGUGGUGCCUGCAUUAUCAACCUUGGGCUUGCUGAGUCCAAUACAUUUUGCUGACUGAGUCUGAGCUCCAGUUACAUGGUAAGUCAAAACUACUAUUGUUAAUGCUGUACUCUUGAUGAUUUUAAUAGGCACUGUCGUCUUAGUGAUUUCA